Messenger RNA from Nicotiana tabacum (common tobacco), 1011 nucleotides. Lineage: Eukaryota; Viridiplantae; Streptophyta; Magnoliopsida; Solanales; Solanaceae. The record is from RefSeq and is a predicted model, not a curated record.
AUGGAGUGGAUUGUGGACACAGGUGCAUCUAAUCAUAUGGCAUCUAACUUACAAAUGUUAAAAGCAUACAGGCUAGUGCCACAAUCAGACAAGAGCAUAGUUCACUUACCUACAGGAAAUAUAGUCUCAGUCACACACAGAGGAUUGACUUAUGACCUCUUCAGUGGACAGGUGAAAGCUGUUCCAAAAUAUACUGACAAAUUUGCCUCAAGGGCCAUUCCUACAGUUCUCAUGGGAAAUGUGAUGUUUCAAGAGUCUAUCUUUCCAUUCAAGCAACGGAAGUUUGCAGGCAAUCCUGUGUUCCCAGUACUAGAUAUAUUAUCACCUAUGGCAUCUAAUGACACUAAGAAUCAACCAGUUGCUUGCUCACCUGGUACUUCUAAUAGCUUAACUCAGGGGGAUAUUAACUCACCUCCUUCCUCUACUGCAGUUCAUGAGGAGUCAUCCUCUACUGAAGCAAAUCCAACUCUUCAUAUUACAGCUUAUAAUUCAUCACCACUCAAUUCUGAUACAGCCCAAGAGCUCAUGAGGUAUGGUAGACCAAGCAGACCUUAUGUAUGGUUGCAAGAUUAUGUCACUAAACCAGCAACUCAUACAUGUCCUUAUCCUAUCUCAUCCUAUGUAACCUACUCCAAGUUGACGAUACCUUAUCAACAUCUACUGGCACUUCACUCAGCUAUUCCUGAACCUAAGUCCUUUAAAGAGGUUGUCUCAGAUCCCAAUUGGGUUAAGUACAGGGCUUCAGGUGAAGUUGAAAGGUAUAAGGCUAGAUUGGUGGCCAAAGGGUACAACCAUAAAGAAGGGCUUGACUACACUGAGACCUUCUCUCCAGUGGCAAAAAUGGUCCCUGUGAGGUCUGUUAUAGCUCUAGCUGCCUCUCUGAAUUGGCAGAUUUACCAAAUGGAUGUACACCAUGCAUUUCUCAAUGGUGAUCUUCUUGAGGAAGUGUAUCUGUAUAUUCCUGAAGGCUUUUGCAGACAGGGGGAGACUCAGAAGGUCUGCAAACUCUAA